This is a messenger RNA of Salvia splendens (bonfire salvia), 1908 nucleotides long. RefSeq names its product loganic acid O-methyltransferase. The record is from RefSeq and is a predicted model, not a curated record. Lineage: Eukaryota; Viridiplantae; Streptophyta; Magnoliopsida; Lamiales; Lamiaceae. The transcript has 6 exons. The coding region runs from base 712 to 1770 and encodes 352 amino acids. Gene Ontology annotation, molecular function: methyltransferase activity.
CUCUAGCUCCAAAACUUCUCUCUCGGACUCCCCUCUCAAAACCCACCACCAGAAGUUCUUCUCAACGGAACUCGGCGCUUUAGCCGCCGUCUGAAAUCUGCUGUUGCCGCUGCUAUCUCCACCAUCGCGCUUUACAAUGGAUCUCCGCCUGCUAUUGUUUCCACGGUGAGCGGCCGCUGGUGCUGCUGUCCGGUCUAGUACAUCUUCGUUUCCCCAAUUCCCCGAGAUCCGCCCACACGGAUGAAUAAUCAAGGACAUGUGAAUAGAAUAGAAGAUCUGUGGUCAAGAAAUCAAGGAUUACCGGGAGAUGCAGCUAGCAACGUCAAUCCUUCAAUGGAUAAAGAGUAACCCCAACUUAUAAACCGAAGGAAAUCGAAACCGAAGGAAAUCGAAGCAGUAACCUCAACUCGAGGAUCUCACUAAAACAAAGAACAAUCGGUAGGGAAAGAAGAUAGGAUCGCCUUAAAGAGAGAGAGAGAGAGAGAGAGAGAGAGAGUGUAGAGAGAUGGCAAAGCAAGUCUUUGCUUAGAGAGAGAGAGAAGUGAACAGAAUGACGGGUGAAUCAUAUGGCGGACCAACUUAUCUCAUAGAAGAAGCACAACCCUAGAUCCACCAGUUGUCGCUCAUUAUCCGCGCAGAGCUAACACGCAACUGCCAUUGGUGAGACUCAGAUUCAAAUAUGAGGAGAAACAUGAUAAAAGUGGAGUAGGGAUGAGUGAAGUUAGAGAGGAUAAACAUUAUGUCCAUAUGAUAGGUGGAGACGGCCCCAACAGUUACGCUCGCAAUUCUGCAUACCAGGAAUUGCUGGUUUCUGCUAAUGAUUUGCUUCAACAACUAAUCCCAAAGCAUCUGGACACAGACAGCACUGUUGACACAUUCCGCAUCGCGGACUUGGGGUGUUCCGUGGGCGGCAACGCCUUCUUCGCAGUGGAGAACAUGAUCGGAGCCGUGGAGAGGCGAUACAAAUCCGACGGCCGUCACGUCCCCGAGUUCCACGUGUUCUUCAACGACUUGAUCGGCAACGAUUUCAACACUCUCUUCAAGCAGCUCCCUGUGGCGAGGAGCUACUUUGCUGCAGCCGCGCCAGGGUCGUUCCACGGGCGCCUGUUCCCUAGAGAAAGCAUCCAUUUGGCGCACUGCUCGACCGCGCUCCACUGGCUGUCGAGGAGUCCGGAGAGGUCGAACAAGGGGAGGAUUCACUAUGCAGGAGCGGGGAAGGAGGUGAGGGAGGCGUACGCUGCUCAGUACAAGAGGGAUAUGGAUUGCUUCUUGCACGCGAGAGGCGAGGAGCUUGUGGCCGGAGGGUUAAUGGUGCUGAUUUUGAUGGGAUAUCGUGAUGGAUAUGUUCUUGGUUCUGAUUCUAGCAUUGGUGAAUCAUUUGAUAUACUCGGAUCGUGCCUCUAUGAUAUGGCCAACAUGGGGAAGAUAGGUGAGGAGGAGGUGGACUAUUUCAACUUGCCUUUCUACUAUCCGUGUGGGGCAGAGGUGGAGGCGGUGAUUGAGGCGAACGGCUUGUUUAGUGUGGAGAGAGUGACGGAGAUGGGUGCUCCGAUGAAGGGGGAAGCGGAUCCUGCAACUCUGGUUGGUCAUAUGAGAGCUGUGAUAGGGGUGCUUGUUGAGGAGAGGUUUGGAAGUGGUGUUGUGGAAGAGCUGUUUCAACUGCACUUGAACAAAACGAUAGAGAGGGCGAGGGAGAAGCCCUUUAUUUAUCAGAGCUGCCAUAGAGAGAUUAUACACAUUGUCUUGCUCAAACGAAACAACCCCUCUUAAUUCUUAUUCCAAAAUAUGUUUUCAAUGUUUUCGUUGGUGUGUUUGGAUUUUGGUUGAUGGGUCAAAUAUCUUCCAAUUAUCUAUGCUUCAUGGGUUCAGUCUUCAAUGGACAAUGGUAGUCAUGGUCCCAUUCUCAUA